UCGUGUAAGUGACAUUGGAGUGACUGUUAGUUACAGACUGUGACGGAACGACCAGUAAUCCGUCCACUCCACUCCACCUACCCCCCUCACAAGGUCAGGUCGUUCAACACCGACGACUCAGUCGCAUCAGAUCAGUCCUCACAGCCGAGCCGACACACGCAUCGCAUGGGGACCAUUCCCCCACCCAUCUCCAUCCAGAUCCAUCCAUCCAUCCAUCCAUUUGGCUUCAUUGACAGACCCCAUGAUGGCGCCAUUCAUUCAGCUGAUCUGAUUUCAUUGGCCGCCGCUCAUCCCACGGCUGCCCAGCCGCUCGAAGUCGUCAUCAGCGUACACCUCAUCGUCGGUGAGCGGCCCGUCCAGGUUGAGCAGCUUCAGACGACGCUCUUGGUAGUACUCCUUUAGACGCAGACCCUGCACACGCACCACACACAGAGGCACAAUCGUCUGUCUGUCUGUCUGUCAGUGCUGGGGGGGAAGGGGGGCUGACUGACCAGGGCUUCGCUCUCGCACCACUCGAUGGUGGACUGCAGCGCCGCCUUCUCAGACACACGCACCUGACAGACAGAUACAGACGACCACAUAUCUAGCUAUAAGAUGCCCUCUCCUCUGUCUGUGGGUCUUUCGUGGUUAUUCCCGUGUGUGUGUCAUCCAUCAUCCCCCCCACUACACUUACCCUGGCCAUGAGUUUCUGCCGUUCAGACGCCUCCGGGCUGCUGCCCGCGAGAAUCCGCCGGUCGGUCUCGUCAUCGGAUGUGAAGCUCGUCAGCAAGCGCACACACUCGUCCUCCAACACCUGCAGACAGACAGACAGACCCCCAUCCAUUGGACACACAGCUGCGUGUCGGUGUGUGUGUGUGUGUGCAGCAUGCCUUGAGAGCGUCGCCUUCGUUUGCAGGGCUGAAUGGCAGGCUCAUGUGGUACCACACCUCGCCGCGAAACAGCGGCUCCAGGAUGAAGGCAUCCUACACACACACACACAGACCCAUCAGCACGCCGCAUGGUCAAUCGGUCACUCACGCGGCCACACACACACACACAGAGACAGAGAGAGAUGCUGACCUUUUGUCCGAUCUCCCUUAGCCUGAGGAACUGUAAGAGCGUUGGGUCGGGGUCUUUGUCGGCCUGGAGGUCCCACACCUGGCUGAGCGUCCUGAACUCGUUGUUGACCAGGAUGUCCUCCUUGUCGUCGAAGAAACUGUCGGCCUCCCUUAUCGACAUCUCGAUCUGAGGGACAAUACAAUACACGGACCAACCCACCACACACACAGGCAGACAGACAGACAGACAUAACUCUCCCACACAUCACGCCUUUCCUUUGCCCACCACCCACCCCACCGACCUCGCAGCUGCUGGGUGCGUAUUCCGGGAUGAAGCCGAACAUCUGCAAGAACUCGACAGCGCUCCUCUCCGGCCCAUAGCUGACGCGGAACUCAUCGCCAACGGCGUAGUCACGGUCGGCACGCAGACGCACACCACGGCUGCUGCCCAAGAAACCCAUCGCUGCGCGAAACGCAACACACACACACACACACACACACACAGCAAAGCAUCAGCAACCAGCAACCGCCCGACUCACGUGCGCCAUCAGGCUCGACAUUGGCAGCAGGGUCGUGGUUGACGAAGUCCACCAGCGGGGUCAUCCUCAACCGAGAGUCCACAAAGAAGGACCGCGACGUCACAACGGCCAUGGCCCACUGGUAGUUCUCCAGCGUGAAAGUGGCCGGAUCGAACACAUUCGGGUGCUUCUCCAUCACCCGCCGCUGCAGCCGCAUAAACUCGAGGCUCCUCUCCUCCAGCCACGUGCUGAUCGCCUUGGUGGUCGACCGCGCAAGCUCCGCUCUCUCCCCGUCUGACCACAAGAUGGGAUUGUUCAGCUCGUCUUUGGUGGGCAGCACCGCCAGCCACGGAGCGAUCUCAGACGCAUCGCCUUUGCUUUUCUCGUACAAGAGGUAGAGGGCGAGCAUGGCCAUCUCGCUGUUGUCGCUCAUGGCGCCCUCGAGGUGCUCGCGCAUUGGCGUCUGCGUGGCGGACUCCUUGGUGAUUGACAGACUCAUUGGGACAGAAGCGGCCGCCUCGCCGCGCUUGAUGGGCUUGGUGCAGAUAAGGCCCAGCCCGGCGACGUCGCUCGGCUUCACGUCGACACUGACGCUGUCUGACUUGACGCCCUUGUUGGCCAGCCACUGCUUGAAGCUGUCAAGAGCAGCUGCUCGCGAUGAGGACACAGACAUGGACACGGUGGGCGUCAGCCUUCUUGGUUGCUGCAUAAUGCUAGAGGGCCGUAUCGGCGCGUGGUGGUGCCUCCUGGAUGUGAGCAGCAGAUGGGUAACAAAGGCGGUUCCCAUUGCUGCAGCCGACGCCAUGAGGUGAUAAGCCAGUAGGGAGACCGCAUAAGCCCAGAUGGUCCGGAAGCGCCGGAGUGGCUUCAGAAGCAUCGUCGCUCGUAGCAACUAGAUCACGUCAGCGACGGGGUUGCAUCUUGGUCAAGAUCUGCCAAAAUCUGCAAUCACUGGCUUCACAAUUCGCCUUCUGCUCACUGUGCUGCACUCACCAAUGAGUCACUUUCACUUAGAA
Vitrella brassicaformis is the source of this 2571-nucleotide messenger RNA. Lineage: Eukaryota; Vitrellaceae. The record is from the annotation of a GenBank genome assembly.